AUAGUUUCUUUUGUGACAUUUUCAAGAUAUAAUGUUAAAAUAAACCCGAGAGCUGCAUCCUGCAGAGCUGUUUUAACCGCGCUCUCGGUGACUGACCAAAACGCGUCCCGUUUUACGCGACUUCACCCACAGAAACUGAGAUGUGCCAUCAGCUGGCGGUGACACGGACACACCGCUCACCACUCCUCGCCCUCAUCCCUCCCUUCAAACCCUCUCACUGCCAUCUCCCGACAUCAGCCGAAUGAGGGGACUGGGGAAGGAAAACCAAGUGAGUGAAAGAAAGAAAUAAGCAGGGAGCGGUGCUCCAUGGUCACUCGCCCAUUGGAAGCUCGAGAGCGCAUUUUGGAUUCGACUUUUUCUUGGAGGGGACUUGAGAGAAAGAAGAAACAAGCGUUUGUUGGUGUGCCAAAGGCGAACAGCCAUGCACCUGAAUCGGGAAGACGAGGACGGAAAAGGUUCUUUGUCUCUGAGUGUGUUCCUGGUAUCGGUGGGUUUAACGGUGUGUGUCGUGUGGCUGGUGGCACUAUGCGGGGUCUGUGGAUGGUGCCAGCGCAAACUGGGGAUGAGGAAUAAGCCAGGGGUGGAGACAGCGGGGACCCCAGACUCGGUGUCUGUUUCUGGGAGAGGACGAGGAGAAAAUAAAGCCAUCAAUGAACUCGACAGGGACUUUUGGAAUAACAACGACAGCAGCAAUGUGCAGCAGCGCUGGAGCUCCUAUCCACCCAAGGAGUUCAUCCUCAACAUGUCCCCCUACGCCCCCUACGGAGACCCUCGCCUCACGCCCAAAGAGGGGAAGAUGGUCGUUCUGUCCCUCGCGAUCGGAUUGGCCGAACAAGAUGACUUUGCCAACCUUCCAGAUCUACAGGAGGUGCCAGCCAACAAAGAAACCCCUCCCACCGACAAAAGAUCUAAUAAACCCGGCAGCAGCCCUAAAGGUCAGACCCCAGACGAGAGCAGCCGCCGGACAGACGCUAACUCCUCCGUCUCAGACCUGGCCAACUCCGUCACCAGUGAUAUGCUGAUGUUGUCCCCAGGCUCUGAGGAAGAGGAACACGAAGGACCCGUGUGCGAGAAGCUGGGACGCAUCCAGUUCAGCGUGGGAUACAACUUUCAGGACUCCACACUGACAGUGAAAAUCCUGAAGGGUCAGGAUCUACCUGCGAAAGAUUUCUCCGGCACUUCAGAUCCAUUUGUCAAACUCUACCUUCUGCCAGACAAGAAGCACAAACUUGAGACCAAGGUCAAAAGAAAGAACCUCAACCCUCACUGGAACGAGACCUUCCUGUUUGAAGGGUUCCCGUUUGAGAAGGUGGUCCAGCGCACGCUCUACCUGCAAGUGCUAGAUUAUGACCGCUUUAGCAGGAAUGACCCUAUAGGGGAGGUGUCCAUCCCCCUGAACAAGAUCGAUCUGGCCCACGUGCAGACCUUCUGGAAGGAGCUGAAACCCUGCAGCGAUGGCAGUGGGAGUCGAGGAGACCUGCUCGUGUCUCUGUGUUACAAUCCCACUGCCAACACCAUCACUGUGAGCAUCAUCAAGGCACGCAAUCUCAAAGCCAUGGACAUCGGGGGAACAUCUGACCCCUACGUCAAAGUGUGGCUGAUGAACAAAGAUAAACGAGUGGAGAAGAAGAAGACGGUGGUGAUGAAGAGGUGUUUGAACCCCGUGUUUAAUGAGUCCUUCCCCUUUGAUGUCCCCACUCACGUCCUCAGAGAGACCACCAUCAUCAUCACAGUCAUGGAUAAGGACAGACUGAGCCGCAAUGAUGUCAUAGGCAAGAUCUAUCUCUCAUGGAAGAGUGGCCCAGCAGAGGUAAAGCAUUGGAAGGACAUGAUGAGUCAUCCGCGCACUGCCGUUGCCCAAUGGCACGCUCUCAAAGCUUGAAGGACCCGCCCACCAAAAUUUGUUUAUGGAGACCCUUCCUUUAUUCACUGCUUUUAUUUUUCCCACCAAAAAGAGGCUAAGCACUGCCAAGAAGCCUGGGGGAGAAACCGAGAGAUGUAAACAGACUCGUCUUCCUUGAGAAAAAAGUUUGACAACUCAACUGUUCUCUGGUCAGCUGAACAGGGUGACUUCUAGCAUCGCUGAACUUGAAACGGCUGAAAACAAUCUCCCGAACAGACCCUUCUAUUGCCAUGUUUGUGUCUCACCUCCCUCGCCGCCGUCCCUCUGACCAUACGGAAAGAUCCAGAAGGAUCGCAACCACAGUGCAAUACUUAGUUGAAGGAGGGAUGAACUUGUUGUGUGUUGGACGUCGUCACCUCUUGAUGUUUUUCUCGGAACAGUGUAGAAAUUCGCUGGAACUCUUCGUUGUCUGUAUGUACUGUAGGUGCUGUUAUGUGACGGAAAAAAGAGGUCUUGUUUAAAAAAAAAACUCACUUUAAUUGACUGGAUCAGUUCAAGUGUGUUGGGGAAAUACAUUUGAACCAUUUUAGAACAUUUCAACAAAUAGGGACAAAAAACUGAGAAUCUACGCAAGUACAUAACUGCAAACAUUUCUAGCCAUGUUAGCUUGAUUUAAAUGUGUUGCUUAUUGAAUGCUUCAGGCCUUGUUUCCACCUGGUAUUAAGAUGCUUGUCAAUGAUGUAAUCACAAGUGGUCAGUCAAGAUGCAUUAUAGUUUACUCCUGCAUUUAAAUGUAUUUCUUAUGAUAACUUGAUAUCUAUGAUAACCCUUUUUAUUUUGUAACUUGCUACAUUAGUUUCGCCGAAGUGCUGCGAAUGACAAUGUAAAUGGUAACAGAUUUUGAUCGUAAUCUAUGUGUUUAGGCAUUGCAAAAUUUGCAUUGAUUGCAUUCGACUAUACACCAGCGUUAUUAUAGUUAACUAAAACUGAAUUAAAACUAAAACCAUAAGAACAGUCUUGAAAUAAAAUAAACAUUAAUUGAAAUAAAAUUGUAUGUAUGUGUAUGUACGUAUAUAUAUAUACCUUUUUACUUCAACUACUUACUAGUUAACAAGAUUAAUUUUAACCAGAUAUGUAUAUAGACUAAAAAUGACAAAAACACACCAAAAUUACUAAACUAAAAUGAAAACAAAAAAUAUACAAAUAAAAAUGGACUCAAAAUAUUAAUCAAAUCUAUGAAAGUCAUGAUGAAAGCAAUCCUAUUAAAUGUUUUUUCUACUAAUUUGAAAUUUGAUUAAAGUUAAAUUUAAAUAUUUAUUAAAUCACAAAAUGCAUGUCAUUUUAUUAUAUUUAUUUUUAUUGUAAUAAUCAAAACUGAAAGAUGUUUUUGCCUCAUUAUUCCAUUCCACAAAUGUUUGUCUUGAAACCGUGUGAUUUAUUAUUAUUUUUCAUAUUAAUGUUAUUUAAAAUAUAAUAUAUUUACUAUAUUUUUAGAAUAAUAAUAAAAAUGAAAGAUGAUGUCAGUAGACUUUAACUCACGGUAUACUGAACCCAAAAUAUCUAAUGGUUUUUAAUUGGCUGUGAUUGUGUUUCGUCGCUUUGCAUUUUCACUGUCUAUGAAGAGAAGUUGAAGCUCAUCUAGUUGUUAUUGAAAGUGGAAAAGCUCGAAAUAUUGUAGAUUCCAUUUACAAUACUGUUUAGCAUCAUCCAAUUGUGAUUAGGUCAACUAAAACGCAUCUUAACACCAAGUGUAAACAGUUACUCAGUAACACAAUGCAAAAACACGCUGAAUUCUUAAUGUUACAACAAGAGGCACUAUGGUCAGUUUCCUGAUUCACUUGCGGUUUAUUGAUGCAAACAUCUGAUGUUUAUUACUGCUACAGACCCCAGCAUAAGUAUAUAUAUCAGAACGUCGUGCUUGCAGUGCUUUGGCCAAAGCAUUUUGUGUACUUGCGUAGAGUACUAUACUGAUUCUUCUUUCAAAGCGAAGCGUGAUGGACAAGAUAGGAGUGAGUGUUUGAAGCCUGUGUGUCAGCAGAUAGAAGCAGAACCACAGAAAUCCUUUUAUCUAAACUAACAUUCCUCAUGUAACGUACACAUCUUGCAGAGGAUUGCAUCAACCACUUAACCAGUAUGCAAUGACACUGCCAAUGUGAGUUAAACGCUGCCAAAAUGCACUUCAUUUCUUUUCAUUUUCAAAAGGGCUGAAGACGUUCUUAGUGUCCCUCCCAAACAAGAUGUGCAAUUUAGAAGUUAAUCUAAAGAAAAAGAGCAGAAGCAGGAAACUAUAACGCAAGUCAUGUGAUUGUUUGUGCGUCUUCGGCUUAGUGUGUGUGUUUAUAUGUGUCUGUAUUUGUAUGUGUGUGAUGAGGAUUUGGAUUACUGCGGUCACUCGAUUGAUUCUUUAUUGUGCUCAUGCUGCCUUCGAGCCUUCCUGCAAAGUUUGAGAAAUACAGCAUGAUUUUAGUUGAAUUAAAAUAGUUUUUGCAAAACAUUAAAAUACAAAUACCUAGGUUUCCACACAUCAACACAUUUUUUUAUUGAAAUUUGGGGUACUACAUUAAAUUCUUGAAUGAAAACAGCAAGAAAAUGGCUUUAAAAGAAUACAAGCUUGAGGAGGAUACAUUUUUUAUGGUAAAAUUAUGGAAAUUACUAACA
Carassius gibelio (silver crucian carp) is the source of this 4501-nucleotide messenger RNA. RefSeq names its product synaptotagmin-7. Gene Ontology annotation, cellular component: synaptic vesicle; membrane; synapse. The record is from RefSeq and is a predicted model, not a curated record. Bases 422 to 1882 code for a protein of 486 amino acids. The transcript has 12 exons. Gene Ontology annotation, molecular function: calcium-dependent phospholipid binding; SNARE binding; clathrin binding. NCBI's taxonomy places the organism in Eukaryota, Metazoa, Chordata, Actinopteri, Cypriniformes, Cyprinidae. Gene Ontology annotation, biological process: regulation of dopamine secretion; regulation of calcium ion-dependent exocytosis; calcium-ion regulated exocytosis.